Messenger RNA from Carassius carassius (crucian carp), 3335 nucleotides. It is a transcript of the gene rcor3, whose product is annotated as REST corepressor 3. The coding region runs from base 166 to 1773 and encodes 535 amino acids. Gene Ontology annotation, biological process: regulation of transcription by RNA polymerase II; negative regulation of DNA-templated transcription. Gene Ontology annotation, cellular component: histone deacetylase complex; transcription regulator complex. The transcript has 12 exons. Gene Ontology annotation, molecular function: transcription corepressor activity. The record is from RefSeq and is a predicted model, not a curated record. NCBI's taxonomy places the organism in Eukaryota, Metazoa, Chordata, Actinopteri, Cypriniformes, Cyprinidae.
AGAUGUUAACGAUGGAGAAACAGACAGUGAAGCUAAUGAAACACGAGAGAGAUACGGCGGAGGGAUACCAGAGUGCGCAGCUGCGCAGAGCCACUGGACACAGAGCAAAUGCUGUAGUGUUGACAUAUUUCAUUUUUGCUCAAGAUUUUCAAGCGUAUCGCCACUAUGCCGGGAAUGAUGGACAAAGGGUCGGAGUAUCUGGGGAAAGGUCGCUCAAACGGGACGAAAAGCCCGUCGAACGCCUCGAAUGGACAUUUUUCGGACGAGAGCGGCAGCGACGACGAGCACGAUGUGGGCAUGCGUGUGGGGUCCGAUUAUCAAGCAAAUAUCCCCGAGUUUGAUCCAGGCUCCACAAAAUACAGCGAUAAAGACAACGGUGGCAUGUUGGUUUGGUCUCCAUAUCACACAAUAGUUGACUCUAAAUUGGACGAGUACAUUGCAAUUGCGAAAGAAAAGCAUGGAUACAAUGUUGAGCAGGCUCUCGGCAUGCUCUUUUGGCACAAACACAACAUCGAGAAGUCCCUUGCUGAUCUGCCCAACUUCACACCCUUCCCAGAUGAGUGGACGGUGGAGGACAAGGUGUUGUUUGAGCAAGCGUUCAGUUUUCACGGGAAGAGCUUUCAUCGGAUCCAGCAGAUGUUGCCGGACAAAUCCAUAUCCAGUCUUGUGAAGUACUACUAUUCAUGGAAAAAAACACGAUCCCGAACGAGUCUAAUGGACCGACAAGCGCGAAAGCUGGCAAACCGGAAUAAUCCAGAUGAAAGUGAGGAAGAGAUGGAGGAGGCCAACCCCGUUGAGACCAACGACAGUGAUUAUGACCCUACGAAAGAGGCCAAGAAGGAGAGUCAUGCAGAGCCUCAGACGCUGAGCUCCAAAAUUGCUCUGGGCCGGAGAGAGCACCAGACGCUGCAGCACCGUCACCACAGCCAGCGCUCCAAGUGCCGCCCUCCCAAAGGCAUGUACCUCACACAGGAGGACGUGGUGGCCGUGUCCUGCAGCUCCAGCGCCGCUAACUCUGUCCUGCGUCAGCUGGACAUGGAGCUGGUGUCCCUGAAACGACAGGUUCAGAAUGCCAAGCAGUUAAACAGUGGACUUAAGCAGAAGAUUGAAGAUGGCAUUGAUGAGUUCAGACUUCCUGAGUGCACCCAAAAAAUUAAUGCCCGCUGGACAACAGACGAGCAGCUUUUGGCAGUGCAAGGAGUACGAAAGUACGGGAAGGACUUCCAGGCUAUUGCUGAUGUGAUCGGGAAUAAAACGGUGGGGCAGGUGAAGAACUUCUUUGUGAACUAUCGGCGCCGCUUUAACUUGGACGAGGUGCUUCAGGAAUGGGAGGCGGAGCAGGGAACCCCCAACGGAGACGAUGCCAACUCUGGCGAGGAUGGAAAGAACAGCAACAUCUCCUCGGGAAAGAGCACCGAUGAGGAAGAGGAAGAGGGUCAGGUGACCCCAGCCUCGGGUCCGUCUCCUGUAGCCACAUCAGUGUCUCUAACAUCAGCCAGCAGCUCCAGCUCUCUGAACCAGCCUCCACCUCUUCUGCGUCCAUCUCUUCCUGCCACUCCAGCGCUACACCGUCAGCCUCCGCCUCUGCAGCAGCAGGCCCGCUUCCUUCAGCCCCGUCCUGCCCUGAACCAGCCCCCGCCGCUCAUCCGGCCCUCCACCCCCCUCCCUCCGCGCCUCAACCCCCGCCCCACAGCCCCUGUACCCGCGCCGGGCCAGCAGCCGCCCACUCUGGUGGGCAUCCCGUCCGACUCGCCCUCCUCCUCUCUACACUGAGGUGUUUUAUAUUUGUGACAUUGCUGAUGAAGGUAAUAAUUGGUUAGAAGUUCUCGUUGUGAAUACUAGGAAACAAAACAUUGUUUUAAACUGUAUAUAUUAGCUAUGUAACUUUCUAUUUAUUUGAACUGAAUUUUUAUUUUAUUUUAGAUUUUGUAAUCAUGUUGUAACAUUGUACUUUAAAGCGAUGGUUCACCCAAAGAUUAAAAUCUCCCCAUGAUUUACUCGCCCUCAAGCCAUCCUAGGUGUACAUGACUGUCUUGUUUUCAGAUGAGUACGAUCGGAGUUAUAUUAAAGAAUGUCUUGGCUCGUCCAGGUUUUAUAAUGGCAGUGAAUGGCUGUUGAGAUUUUGAAGCCCAAUAAGGUGCGUUCAUCCAUCAUAAAAAGUGCCCAACACGGCACCAGGUGGUUAAUAAAGGCCUUCUGAAGCAAAGAGAUGUUUGUAUAAGGAAAAAAGUUAAAUAGACAAGUUUUGUUUGCAGCAAAGUAAGACCCAGUCUCUUCUUGGUUUAUAUCAAAAUCCUCUGACAUUUUUCUUUUACAAUUCCUCAUUUUGCGCUUCUAAUUCGUUACUGGUGUUUUGUUUUGCUCUCUCCUCUGCGUUUCCACGUUCAUCACUUCUCUCUCGUGAACGUGUGUACGACAGUUAAGGUUACUGUAUAUCAAAUAAAAAAAAAUUCUUGCACAUGCAAUCAGUUUGUUUCAGAAGGCCUUAAUUAACCCGUAGGAAGCACUUUUUAUGAUGGAUGGAUGCACUUUAUUGGGCUUCAAAAUCUCAACAGCCAUUCACUGCCAUUAUAAACCAUGAAAGAGCCAGUACAUUAACUAUAACUCCGAUUGGAUUCAUCUGAAAGAAGACCAUCAUAUACUCGUAGGAUGCCUUGAUGGCGAGUAAAUCACCGGGUAAUUUCCAUUUUUGGGUGAACCAUCGCUUUAGGUCUUCAAAAUAUUGUGUUCUAUCUCCGCACUUUUUCUUGUUGUCCUUCAGUAUCUAUGAUGUAACAGCAGACCUCUUUAAAAUGGUUUUGCUUGUUAUUUUGUUGUUCACCUGUGUCUGUGGUUGAUUAUUAUGUGUUUCAUAUUUUAAUAUUUGGUGCUACAGGCUGACACAAUAUCACCUGUCCAAAUUCUCUUGCCAUCAAAGUGCUCUUAACAAGAAAAUAUAAUCUCAUACUUAAUUGAAAUCAUAGAAAAUUCCUACUGUCAUACCUUUUUUUUAUAACUUUUUUGCCUCGUCUGUUAAUUAUAAUCUAAUCGGGGUUUAUGUAUAAACCUGUUUGACUUGCAGAAUAGUGUAAACACUUUCCACCAGGCGUUAAGCUGUUGAAGUGAGUUGUUUGAUUAGUGGUGUGCUGUUUAAUCAGAAUAUGCAUGUAGCGUUACCCUUCUUCUACCACGUAAAGAGUGCAGUUGAUCAGAUCAUACACACAUGCACAGAGUUUUCCCAUUAAGGUCUAUAUUCUGGUUAAACUUUUAUUCUGAAGGAUGUUUACAUAACCCACAGCUCUGAAGAUUACUGUAUACAAGAAAUGAGAAUUAUCAGAAUAAACUAGUGAACAUUA